AUGGAUUAUUUUGAGUAUAUUUUGCAGACCUUCUGUGGUGUUGAUGACCAGUUUGUCCCCAAGCUUGGGAUGACUUUUAACACUCUUGAAGAUGUUGCAAAAUUCUACAAGGAUUAUUCGAAGGUUGCAGAUUUUUCUACAAGAGUUCGAAGCACAAAUAAGAAGGGAAAUCAAACUAAGAAUCAAUUGAUUACAUGUAGCAGAGAGAGAAAAUGGAAAUCGAAAAUAUCUCCAACCGAGAAGACAAAUCCCUCAGCUAGUUUAAAUUGUCCUGCAAGAAUUUAUAUACACGUAUUAAAGGAUGUUGGUGUUUGGAUCAUUUCGAAGGUCAUGUUGCAUCAUUCACAUCCUUACUAUCCAGAUCAAGCACAGAUGCUCAAACAGCACAGGGAACUAAGCAUGUCUGUGCAUCGUACAAUAGAGAAUAACGAGGAAGCCGGUAUCAGACCUAGCAAAACUUUCCAAUCAUUUGUUGCAGCAGCCGGGGGUCUCCACGAGUUAAAUUUUAUCGAAAAAGACGUGAGGAAUUACAUCAUUGGAGAAGUGCGGAAUGUUUCAGAACAAGAGGAUGCAAAAGAAUUCGGGAAAUACUUAUUAAGAACGAAAGAGAAGAAUCAGAAUUUCUUUUUCGAGCUUGAACUCGAGGACAAUCAGUCUAUUAGGCUUGAUUUUUGGGCGGAUGCAAGGAGUAGAGCUGCCUGUGAGUAUUUCGGAGAUAUUAUUUCAUUUAACACCACCUACAAUACAAACAGGUAUAAUCUGGUUUGUGGUUCUUUUGUCGGGGUGAAUCACCAUGAUCAGUCAACACUUCUUCGAUGCACUUUGAUGAAAAACAAAUAUAUUGAAUCAUUCAAAUGGUUAUUUCAAUGUUGGAUUCGUUGCAUGGGAGAAAAUGCUCCGAAAGGGAUUCUCACCGAUCAAUGUGCAUCAAUGCAAAGGGCUAUCAAGGCUUGUAUGCCCACAACAAUUCACCGUUGGUGUAUUUGGCAUAUCAUGAAGAAGAUUCUAGUUAAAUUAAAUGGCUACAAGGGACACAUAAAAAUCGAACAAGAAAUGAGCCAUGUUGUUUAG
Molecule: messenger RNA, 1071 nt
Organism: Arachis stenosperma
Lineage: Eukaryota; Viridiplantae; Streptophyta; Magnoliopsida; Fabales; Fabaceae
Product: protein FAR1-RELATED SEQUENCE 5-like
Exons: 2
Coding region: 1-1071 (356 amino acids)
Source: RefSeq, a predicted model, not a curated record